This is a messenger RNA of Sycon ciliatum, 3226 nucleotides long. RefSeq lists its product as uncharacterized. The record is from RefSeq and is a predicted model, not a curated record. Bases 39 to 2570 code for a protein of 843 amino acids. The transcript has 2 exons. NCBI's taxonomy places the organism in Eukaryota, Metazoa, Porifera, Calcarea, Leucosolenida, Sycettidae.
UUGGAAAACAAAUCAAGCGUCUUUUGAAACAACAAAAGAUGUACGGCGAUCGAUCCCGGAACAAGAGGGACCAGGAUGCCUUUCUCAAGGACCCAUAUGCCUUCGGAAAGAAAUUGUUUCAACCAACCAACCAUGUCAAACCCACUUUCUCUGACACUACCUGCUUUGAGUACUUCCAACACACAUAUGCAGACCAGGAUCGUGCCACUUCGUACGAAUCCUGCCCCAGUGCAGGGAAGCCCCGGGAUUGCACCCACCCAGUCGAUGAGGGGACCCCUACAUGGACUGAAUUUCAGAAUGUUUUGAAGAAGUGUCGCAACACCUCUGCACCGGGUCCUGACAAGAUACCUUACAUAGGUUGGAAGCUUUGUCCCUCCCUUCAAUCCAUUCUUUUCACCAUCUUUGGGCGGGUUUGGGAGAGCAAGAUCAUUCCAAGGCAGUGGCAGGUAGCGUGUAUCACACUCCUGGCCAAGGGGGAGGUGUCUGAUGAUCCUUCGAAAUUCCGACCGAUUGCUCUAGCGAACACGUCCGGGAAGAUCUUUUUCACCUUAGUUGCAAAGCGCCUCUUGAAACAUAUGCUAGGCAAUAAGUUCUUCGAUGGUGACAACCAGAAAGGAUUUAUGCCUGCAAAGGCUGGGUGCUUAGAGCAUACAUCACUUUGUUAUGAGGCGAUGCGUGAUGCAAAGACGGCAAAACGCCAAAUUUGCAUUGCGUGGAUAGAUUUGAAGAAUGCAUUCGGUUCAGUGCGCCACAAUCUGAUACAGUAUGCUCUAACCCACUACAGCCUUCCUUUGCAAUUCAGGAAAUUAAUUUUUUCCUACUACGACAGUCUUUGCGCUUUCGUCGUACAACCACACACACCCACCUUUAAUUACAACAUUGGUGUUUUCCAGGGGUGCCCCUUGUCCCCGGUCCUUUUCAAUAUUUGUUUCCAGCUUCUGCUGGACUCACUUGCAGCCCCUGAAUUAAGUUGCCUCUCCUAUGAUUUUAAAUCUGCCCCUUUGCAAGUGUCCCAAACAGCUUUUGCUGAUGACUUAGGCCUCUAUAGCAAAUCUAGUGCAGGUUGUCAAAAACUCAUUGCGGUCACGGAGGACUUUCUCUCGUGGACCCAAUGUAUGCAGGCGGCGCCGCACAAAUGCAAAAGCAGUGCAGCAAAGCUUGUAGAUGGCCGGUACAAACCUUACGAUCCCUGCCUGACAAUGUCAGGGAGGAAGAUCGCUUUCAUUGACAUCACACAAGGUUUUGUACGUGAACUGCACUUUAUGUGUUUACCAUUUCUGAAGAAAUGGUCAGGCCUACCUCGAUGCGCAAACUCUGCCAUUCUUUUUAUUGGCAGUCGCAAACGCUUUGGCUUACGCCUCCACUACCUUCCUACGGUGUGGAAAAAGUGCCAGUCCAUCAAAUGGCACAUUCUUCGAUCGAGUGGGGACGCGCGCAUGAGGGCGCUGUACACUCUGCGUCGGAGUAAGGAUGCGAAGCUGACAAAGCGAUAUGCGGCGACAAUAGAGCUGGAGUGUGCAGAGGCAUCAGUAGGUUCAGGGACUCUCCGUCCACCGUCAUCUUCAAGUCAUCGUGCAGGGUUGGGUGCUCGUGCUCCGAAGCAGCAUUCCAAACCCCCGAGGAAGGAUCUCCUUCAAACAUUUGAGGAGAUCAACGCGCAGGAGCAGAUUUUGAGGCUGAAGACUCUUCAGGUGCAAGGCAAGUGGUUGGAGUGGACAUCGGUGAUGUGGCAGGACCUCUCGUGGAAAUCCCUUUUGUACGGUGGUACUGGUAAGGAUUUGAAAUUUCUUCUCGCAUCAACCCUCGACGUGCUACCUUCUCCGACGAACCUACGCCGUUGGGGAAACACCGUAGUGGAUCCGUACUGUAGUUUGUGCCGUACCUGGGCCUGUACUACGCGCCACGUGCUUGGCGCUUGUCGCGUAGCGCUGGACCAGGGACGUUACACCUGGAGGCACGACAACGUACUCGGGGUCAUCGUCAGGAACAUGCGUGAGGAGAUUCGAAUCCGCACUGCUGCAAACACCGUACAAACCGAAAAUUCAAAUGAGCUUGACUUCAUCUCGUUUUGCAAGGCGGGAGAGAAGCCAGUUCGCGUUCAGCCCAGACGAAAGUUGGUUACGACUGAUCUCCUGUCAGCGGCCUCAGACUGGAAACUUCUUGUCGACUCAGUUAGUGCAAAGAUUUCUUUCCCUAGCUGUGUUGCACUUACCACCCUAAGACCAGAUAUAGUUCUGUACUCUACGAGUCGUAGGAUUGUAUUCUGGAUGGAGUUGACAGUUUGUGCUGAGGACAGAUUCAGUGUCAGUAACUCGCGGAAGGACAGGCGGUAUGCGGAUCUGGCCGAUCAAUGCCGAGCAAACGGGUGGCAGGUCGUUUCUUUUUCGGUUGAGGUAGGUGUGCGUGGUUUCAUCCCGGACUCUCUUCGGAGGGCUCUGAAAGCGCUUGGAUUUUCUAAUCGAAGAAUAAAAUUUAUUUGUAAUUUGUGCAGUAAGACGUCUCUGCGAAGCAGCUACAUCAUCUGGUUGCGGCGUCAACAAAAACACUGGUCGGAAGGUCCACUUUUCUGAGGUACUGUAUGUGGGGCUCCGUUUAUUGAGGUGCGUUGAAAUUUAUUCUCUUUAUCUUAUUAUUUCUUUUCUAUAAUUUCCCCAUAUGAGUUCCUAUCAGCUGCUGUGAACACCUUGAGUGGAGAGCGCUUGCUCGAGCGUUGAACCGGGUUCUUAAUCCACCAUACCCAGUUCGCAAGGCUGGGCGGGGUUGUGAGCAGGCUUUCAUUUCAUCUUUUCUUAUUAUUUCUGCUUUUCAUCUCAUUACAAAAAUUCUGCGCUUUUUCUCAAUCUGCGCAUAAAAUCUAGACUGACAACCUGCUUGUUAAAUCAUGCACCUGCUUUCAGGCGUAAAAACCCUGUUGUAGAGGUCUCAGUCCUCAUUUGUUAGACUUACCUGUCUUUAUAAAUGUAACUUACUCUCUCUCUCUCUCUCUCUCCCUCUCUCUCUCUCUCUCUCUCUCUCUCUCUCUCUCUCUCUCUCUCUCUCUCUCUCUCUCUCUCUCUCUCUCUCUCUCUCUCUCUCUCUCUCUCUCUCUCUCUCUCUCUCUCUCUCUCUCUCUCUCUCUCUCUCUCUCUCUCUCUCUCUCUCUCUCUCUCUCUCUCUCUCUCUCUCUCUCUCUCUCUCUCUCUAUCUAUCUAUCUAUCUAUCUAUCUAUCUAUCUAUCUAUCUAUCU